Messenger RNA from Capsaspora owczarzaki ATCC 30864, 1138 nucleotides. RefSeq lists its product as hypothetical. The transcript is spliced from 5 exons. The coding region runs from base 40 to 1041 and encodes 333 amino acids. Gene Ontology annotation, molecular function: FAD binding; D-amino-acid oxidase activity. The record is from RefSeq and is a predicted model, not a curated record. Lineage: Eukaryota; Filasterea; Ministeriida; Capsasporidae.
CACUCUCAGUCCUUUGCCCCACUUUGACCAAAUCCUCAAAUGUCUGCGAUUGUGAUUGGCGCGGGCGUCAACGGCCUAACGUGCGCAGUGCGCCUGCUGGAAGACGGCUGGAAGGUGACUGUGGUUGCCAAGAACUUCUCCCCAAGCACGACGAGCGAUGGCGCUGCUGGCUUUUGGUUUCCGUACUUUGCGCAGCCACUCGACAAGAUUGUUCGCUGGUCGAGCGAGACACUCUCGCGCUGGCAGUACCUCGCGACCCACGACUCCGCCGCAACGGGCUGCGAAUUCUCAGAAGGCUACAUCCUGUACGAGAAGGAGACACACGGACCAGAAGGACCGUAUUGGACCGUGUUUAACAUCCCGCAACGCAAGUUGACAAGCGCCGAGCUCCCAGCGGGCAUGUCCGAGGGUUGGUUGAUCACCGCCGUUGUAACCCAAACGCACAAGCAUUUGCUGUAUUUGCAAGAGCGCAUCAAGGCGCUGGGUGGAACAUUCGAGUGCAAAACGCUGUCUAGCGUGUACGACGUGGUUGGCCGAGGCGAUGUUGUGAUCAAUUGCGCUGGACUUGAGGCGUAUUCGCUCGUGCCCGACCCAAACGUCUAUCCCAUCCGAGGCCAAGUCACCUACCUCACGACGACACCAGAGUCUCCCGUCAACAAGUUUUACAUUGUCGAGGACCAAGUUGACAAUGUCACCUACAUUUUCCCUCGCCAAGACCGUAUCGUCAUUGGUGGCACCACACACAAAGGCCAAUGGGACACGCACGUUGACAUGAAGGUGGCUGCGGACAUUCGUCAUCGGUGUGCCCAGCUGGCUCCUGGCAUCAAUGACACCUCCAUGCACAAGGUGAUGGGGCAUUUUGUCGGGUUGCGUCCUGGACGCACUGAAGUUCGCCUCGAGAAGGAACUGAAAAACGGUUUCCCACUCAUCCACAACUAUGGACACGGAGGCUGCGGCUGGACUGUGAGCUACGGUUGUGCUGCUGAUGUUGUGGAGCUCGCUCGCCCGCACAAGCCUGGCCGCGCGCUUUCCAAGCUUUAACGAAACGGACGGAUGAGAUGCUCAGAUUUGCCUCACUGCUUGGUGUCCAGCUCGUGGGUGUCUUCCAGCAUCCAAUAUAAACCACGUUUGCAUUUGA